This is a messenger RNA of Cynoglossus semilaevis (tongue sole), 4790 nucleotides long. Its product is annotated as clathrin coat assembly protein AP180-like. NCBI's taxonomy places the organism in Eukaryota, Metazoa, Chordata, Actinopteri, Pleuronectiformes, Cynoglossidae. The record is from RefSeq and is a predicted model, not a curated record. Gene Ontology annotation, molecular function: SNARE binding; phosphatidylinositol-4,5-bisphosphate binding; 1-phosphatidylinositol binding. Gene Ontology annotation, cellular component: clathrin-coated vesicle; extrinsic component of presynaptic endocytic zone membrane; synaptic vesicle. Gene Ontology annotation, biological process: clathrin coat assembly; clathrin-dependent endocytosis; synaptic vesicle budding from presynaptic endocytic zone membrane.
CACUCAUCUCCACAGGAAACUAGUUUUUAAUCUUGAGGUCCGAACCUCAAACCUGUGAUUAUUUUAAUUCUAGAUUUUUAGAACUCUGAAACUCUAGGAAGUGAAUUAAUGUCAUCCUGUUUCAGUCAAACACACUUUUGUCCUCGAAUUGUGCAAAGUAUGAGGUCCAACUUUCACCAUCAAAAAAAUACAUCUAAACACACAAACACCAAUAUUUAAGUGUUUUUUUUUUUGUUUUGUUUUUUGCUUUCAAAAUAGACGUGAUAAUUUGACAUUUGAAUGUUGCAGGGCGACCUUGGAAAUAAAGAUCUCUGUACACACACACACACUCUAUCUCGUGUGUUUAAGAUAAAGGAUAGUAUGUUCUUCUGCACAAGUCAUUUUUCUAUAUCCUCUAUCUGUCAAUUCGACAGCCUUUGCGUGCAAACCUCUGUGAUGGCUGCAGCACACGAUGUACUCACGCUCGUAUGUUAUUAACCCCUGUGGUGCACGGUGUGAUCCUGCACAGCGAGGUGCCCGACCCUCCCCCGGGUCGACUCCCCUUUAAGGAGUCGUGGGUUGCGACGUAUGUCAUCCAACCCUGUCCAAGCAGCCGGGGGAGGAGACUUUAGAUGGUCGUAGCGAUAGGGCAAAUGAACCACCGACGGUGGAGGACGGAAGGAGAAAAGGAAAUUCCCAUCUGUCUUUCCUCUUCCUGAGCAUCUUUCUUGCGCAGCGCAGCGUUUGCGACAUCUUCUUGCAGACUUGCGCAUUUUAAGUGAAGAAACGCUACAGUCUGACAGACGCAAAGGGACGCAUCCAUUUAUUUCGUGUAAAAAUAUUUUUAAUGCACCUACGUUUGCGCAAAGGCAGCUAACAUAAUCUCCGCUGCAAAAGAAGAAGACUGAACAGGCCUGUAUUCCACGAUCUUACGAGGACGUUUAGUCGAUCUGAGGAGCAUCGCUGAUUGGUCUAUUUUAGAAAUUAUUGCUGCGGGUUGAGGGAACAGCUUCCAUUGACUGUUACAUAACGGAGUGGUUUUAGCUGUCCAAGGUGCUGAAGUGAACGGGACCAACCGUGGGGGAAAUUCUCAGCCUUGCGUAAGUCUGCUGCUGUCAUCAACCACACAAUCAACGUGACCGUACUGUUUAAUGAGAAAAUAAGACUGUUUCAGCUCAGUGUGUGCGUUUCUCCGCCCACAUAUAAGGUCACAGGCCUAUCAGUCGAAGACAAGGAACGCACCGGGAUCCUUACACCGAACCACCUGGAAGCAUCUGCUGUGUUUUACAAAAAUCGUUCAUUGGACUUUGUACCGUGGUUGAUUGAGACAUCAUUUUCUGAGCUGGUCGAGUCAGUGGAGAGAAAAUGUCGGGGCAGACGCUCACAGAUCGCAUUGCCGCUGCGCAAUACCAGCUAACGGGAUCAGAUAUGGCCCGAGCUGUGUGCAAAGCCACCACUCAUGAAGUGAUGCCGCCCAAGAAAAAGCACCUGGACUACCUGGUGUCGGCCACCAACACCACCAAUGUCAACAUUCCUCAGAUGGCUGACACACUCUUCGAAAGAUCCACCAAUGCCAGCUGGGUGGUUGUCUUCAAGGCCCUCGUCACUACGCAUCACAUGUGCGUCCACGGCAAUGAGAGGUUCAUUCAGUACUUGGCCUCCAGGACUUCCUUGUUCAACCUCAGCAAUUUUAUUGACAAAACCGGUUCUCAUGGCUAUGACAUGUCUACAUUCAUCAGACGGUACGGUCGAUACCUGAAUGAGAAAGCGUUCGCCUACCGCCAGAUGGCUUUUGAUUUCACCAGAGUGAAGAAAGGUGCUGAGGGUGUGAUGAGGACCAUGACCACUGAGAAGCUGUUGAAAGGCAUGCCUGUGCUGCAGACUCAGAUCGACACACUCCUGGAGUUUGAUGUUCAUCCCAAGGAGCUGAACAAUGGAAUCAUCAAUGCUGCAUUUUUGCUUCUCUUUAAAGACCUGGUCAAACUGUUUGCGUCCUACAACGAUGGCAUCAUCAACCUAUUAGAGAAAUACUUCAAGAUGAAAAAGAGUGACUGCAAGGACGCCCUGGAGAUCUACAAGAGGUUUCUGACCAGGGUGACAAAGAUUGGGGAAUUCAUGAAGCUGGCUGAGACAGUGGGAGUCGACAAAAAUGACAUUCCCGACAUCAACUAUGCUCCCAGCAGCAUCCUGGAGUCUUUGGAAACACAUAUGAACGGCCUUGAGGAUGCAAAGGGUGGAAAGAAGGGUGAAGGGUCACCAACAAAGGGAUCUCCUACAAAUAAUGUGUCACCAACAUCGACUCCAGCCAAAUCUUCAAACGCUGUCCCUGCGCUGCAGCCUCCUCCUGGGGAGAGUGGAGCUGCUGGCGCUGCUGCUGCAGCUCCGGAGCCCGCAGAAGAUUCCUUGUUGGAUCUGGAUCCUCUGUCCUCCUCGGGACCCGCAGCACCAUCAGCUGCCCCCACAUCAUGGGGAGAUCUUCUUGGAUCAGAAAUGGGCGAUUCCUUGCUAUCUGAACCCACCCUUACAGCAGAGGCCGCCCCUGCAGCAGCAACACCCACUCCUGCAGCGGCAGAACCUGGAGUCGCUCUGGCUCCUCCCACUAGCACAGCAGCCGCCACCUCCCCUGGCGCCGCCAAUGUGGAUCUGUUGGGAGAUGCAUUUGCAACACCUGCUCCUGCCCCUGAGGCCUCCACAGCAGCAGCAACAGCAGCUGAGGGUGGGGCUGCAGCUACAUCCACACCAGCCGCCAACGCUGGAGCUGACCCCUUCGCUCCCUCAGAGGGAACCGUCAACGCAGCAUCCACAGGUGUUGACCUUUUCAGCAUGAUGACAGUGGACAGUAAUAACCAGAGUCAUUCCCUGGACGCCUGUUUUGGCUCAGUGGCGCCCCCGUCCCAGCCCUCUCCCUCACCUUCCCCUUCCCCGCUCUUCACCUCCACAGCACCAUCCAACAUCAUCACCACCACCGCAACCAUUUCACCUCCGUUUGCACCCAGUGUCAGCAACCCUUCCACUGAUCUUUUGAGCGCAGAUGUGUUCACCUCCCCUGCCCCCAUCCUGUUAUCUGCACCCCCAACCAAAACUGACACUGGAGCCAUCAUGAGCCUGUUUGGUGAGUCAACAGGAGGAGACGCAUCAGCUGCUCCGGCAGCGCCCCCCGCCGCUCCAGCUGCCCCUGGUGCGGAGCUCAUGUCAGUAUUCGAUGGACUAGGUGACGUGAUGAAGCCCACCGUGACCCCUCAAGCCGGUGAUGUCGAUGCCUCCAUGGCUAACAUGGCGAGUAAUCUCUCAAUGGGAUCUGCAGCGGCCCCUCAGGUAGCUCCCCCCAGUUGGGGUGCUCCCAUGCCUGGAGCACCAGGUGUCGGCGCUCCCAUGAUGCCCAUGGUGAGACCAGGUUUCCAAGCCACUGGAGCAGCCCCCGCAGCACCGAUGUCUCCUGGAAUGGCCCAGAGCCCCAGAAAGCCUCAGCCCCCCAGGAACGCUCUAGAUGACCUCAAUAUUAAAGACUUCAUGUAGACUAACUGAGCUGAAGCAGCCAAGGUUCAUCGUACCUGGAGCCCCCGUGGAUGUCUGCACUCCCCCCACUCCCUCUCUCUCCUCAGUCAUCCCCCAGUCCUUCAGCCAACCAGCCAUCACAUCCACUGUAUGACCUUUGCCCUCUAAACUCCCACCAGCUGCAAACCCACCCUUCUACCCCCGGACCCCGUCCUUCUUAUCUAAUGUUGUAGCACAACUGUGAAUGUGAACCCUAGAUAAAGGAUACACAGUUCUGUUUAUGUGUGUGUGGGUGUGUGUGUGUGUGUGUGUAACUCAGUGUUAACCUUUACUUAAUAUACCACUGAAAAAAGGAACAAAAAAAUGAAAUAAAUGUGUAUUUAGAUUCAUUCUGUAUAUCUGCAUAUCAGCUGACCUGGAUGUUGGUUUCUUUGCGCAUCUACCCGAUGAGGACUGUGUUGUUCAAUGUGGACUGUGUUCAGUGUUUAUUUCACUUGGCCAAUGACCCCCUACUCCACAUCCCAGUCCCACUCCUUCACACACGUCGUCCAAUCUAAUACUGAGCUACCCUCGUGUCACCUUUUAUGUAUCUGCUCAGCAAUUCAACCCCCAAACUGUUGACAUUUUUUAAGAAUUAUUCUUAUCUAAAACACUCCUGGAUGCAACUUGCGCUCAGAAUUGGGAUUCCACGUGGGACACGUCAGUUUUGUUUUUAUUUUAUCUUUUUGUAAACUCUACAAAAACAUGCAAAUACCUGUGAGUUCAAAAUUCACAUAUGCAUUUUAAGCUAUUUUAAAUGACAUAUUUUACAUAUUUAUUUUAUUUUGGGAGAACAAAAAAGUCAUAUAUUUUUUAAGUUAUUUUAAAUCUUAUGGAUGAAUAAAAGCAAGUGGACUAAAAAUGUUCCUCCUUCCCUGAACCUCAACCUCAAUCUGAAGUCAGACUCAGUAUUGAAUGGUAAUAAGUGUGCCCUCUGCUGGUGUGGAGUGGUGCUGCAUUGUAGUGUGCAAUCUGUUGUUAAUCUGACGUGCUCUCUGCCUUGUGCUCUAUUCUUGGUCUUUAGGAAAACUGACUUAAAGAGGCAAAGAUUCCUGUUUAUAACGGGGAGGUGACCUCUAUUCAUUUAUGGUAUUUGGUGACACAGCAGUGGUCGGUGCAUUUGCUCUCGUCUUGUUACCGAAGGGGUUCUGUAAAAAAAAGUAUACACUGGAUGUUUCUGUGCUGUUUAUUUCUGAAAGUGACUGUAUCUUAAUUCAUUGUGACACUAACAAGAUGUUGAAACUAAAAUAAAUAAUAUCAAGAAGAACGUGGGUAAA